This is a messenger RNA of Myxocyprinus asiaticus (Chinese sucker), 1573 nucleotides long. RefSeq names its product tubulin beta-5 chain. Lineage: Eukaryota; Metazoa; Chordata; Actinopteri; Cypriniformes; Catostomidae. Gene Ontology annotation, molecular function: GTPase activity; structural constituent of cytoskeleton; GTP binding. The record is from RefSeq and is a predicted model, not a curated record. The transcript is spliced from 4 exons. Bases 69 to 1409 code for a protein of 446 amino acids. Gene Ontology annotation, cellular component: cytoplasm; microtubule. Gene Ontology annotation, biological process: microtubule cytoskeleton organization; mitotic cell cycle.
CCUCAGCUCACAAUCAUACAGCAGCAGAAAUCAGAACACAUUCAAAGUAUCUUCACACACGCACAAUAAUGAGGGAGAUAGUUCACAUUCAGGCCGGUCAAUGCGGCAAUCAGAUUGGAACUAAGUUCUGGGAAGUGAUCAGCGACGAGCAUGGCAUUGACCCAGCCGGCAGCUAUGUAGGUGACUCAGCCCUGCAGCUUGACAGAAUUAAUGUGUACUACAACGAGGCAUCCUCCCACAAGUAUGUUCCCAGAGCAGUGCUGGUUGAUUUGGAGCCCGGCACUAUGGACAGUGUUCGAUCGGGGGCAUUCGGGCAGCUUUUUCGACCAGACAACUUUAUCUUUGGACAGACAGGUGCAGGCAACAACUGGGCAAAGGGCCACUACACGGAGGGUGCAGAGCUUGUGGACUCCAUCUUGGAUGUGGUCAGGAAAGAGUGUGAGCAUUGUGACUGCCUACAAGGCUUUCAGCUCACACAUUCCCUCGGUGGUGGCACUGGAUCCGGAAUGGGAACGCUUCUGAUUAGUAAGAUCCGUGAGGAGUACCCUGACCGCAUCAUGAACACCUUCAGUGUCAUGCCUUCACCUAAAGUGUCCGACACUGUAGUGGAACCCUACAAUGCCACACUCUCGGUACAUCAAUUGGUAGAAAACACGGAUGAAACAUACUGUAUCGACAACGAGGCACUUUACGAUAUCUGCUUCCGCACACUCAAGCUCACCACACCCACAUACGGGGAUCUCAAUCACCUAGUAUCAGCAACUAUGAGUGGGGUCACCACGUCAUUGAGAUUCCCUGGCCAGCUUAAUGCAGACCUGCGGAAGCUGGCUGUCAACAUGGUUCCUUUCCCUCGCCUCCACUUCUUCAUGCCUGGUUUUGCUCCACUAACGGCAAGAGGAAGUCAACAGUAUCGGGCCCUCACAGUUCCCGAACUCACCCAGCAAAUGUUUGAUGCAAAGAACAUGAUGGCUGCCUGUGACCCACGCCAUGGACGUUACCUCACGGUGGCGACCGUUUUCCGUGGCCCAAUGUCCAUGAAGGAGGUUGACGAGCAGAUGCUAGCUAUUCAGAACAAGAACAGCAGCUAUUUUGUAGAAUGGAUCCCCAACAAUGUUAAAGUUGCAGUUUGCGACAUUCCACCUAGGGGACUUAAGAUGGCUUCCACAUUUAUCGGCAACAGCACUGCCAUCCAGGAGCUCUUCAAGCGCAUUUCUGAGCAGUUCUCUGCCAUGUUCAAACGCAAGGCCUUCCUGCAUUGGUUCACGGGAGAAGGUAUGGAUGAGAUGGAGUUUACUGAAGCCGAGAGCAACAUGAAUGACCUGGUGUCAGAGUAUCAGCAGUACCAGGAGGCCACGGCCAAUGAUGGUGAAGAGGCAUUUGAAGAUGAUGAAGAAGAGGUGAACGAGUGAACAAAUUGAUACAUUUUUUUUUUUUUUUUUUUUUUUUUUUUUGUGCAGUGAUUGAUUUUUAAGCUGUGAUAUUUUUGGUUUUGUAUGUGGAUCAUUGAAAUCCUAGUAAAGGAAAAGUGACUGCAAUAAAUACAUUUUGAGGACCUUAUAUUUGUAUUCUCUCA